This is a messenger RNA of Rotaria socialis, 1299 nucleotides long. NCBI's taxonomy places the organism in Eukaryota, Metazoa, Rotifera, Eurotatoria, Philodinida, Philodinidae. The record is from the annotation of a GenBank genome assembly.
AUGAAUGUAUUUUCUGGCUAUUCGUCAAAUAUAUUAACAAUUAAAAAUUUUCCAUUAAUAUUCAAUGAUAACGAUCGACGAGAAUUUUUAGAACAUUUCGGUGUUGUUCGUGUAUGUUGUUUAACUCGAUUUAAAAACAUAUCAAAUAUUAUUGUUGCUGAUUUUGGUUCAAGUUCACAAGCUUCGCAAGCGCUGAGACGUUUACAUCAACUGGAAAUACUUGCUCGUCGAUUAGUUGUAGAAAAUUGUCCAUUAGAAUUAGCUCAGUUAGCUUUCAAUAGUGCUCCACAAUCUUCGGAUGAUGACGAAGAGAGUGCUUCAUUGCAUGGUAUUUCACCAGGUAUAAAUCAAAUUCGUUAUUCAUUACCAUCGGAAAGACUUACAUACGCUUAUCCACCUAUUAAUGAUAUAAUUUUAAUGAAUAUAAACAGUGCACUAUUAUCAGUGCCAUCGUUUUACACUCAGGUUCUUCAUCUUAUGAAUAAAAUGUCUCUCCCAUGUCCAAUAGUUGCUGAUUCAACGCAACCUGAACGAAUUUUAUCAAAAAUUAGUGUUGCAUGUCAAACAGAUGAAAUGACUAAGAUCGAAGUAAUCAAUAUGGAUACAGAUGAAGAUGAAAGUGAAAUUGAUGAUGGCGAAGAAGAACAACGCGUCAAACGACACCAUCGAUACAUUUUACGAACACCAAUUCAUCAAGGAACUGUUCCAACAAUACGAACAAACCUGAAUGUUAAUACUGAGAAAAUCAAAAAGGCACCAAUCCAACUAAAAUUACCUCCAAUGUUAAAUUCAUCUCGAAUAGAAGUUAAUAAUUCAAUACCAAUGGAUAUUCCUAUGCAAGGCUUUGGUCGAUUAGAAGCCAUUCAAUCAACCAUUACAAAUAUUAGUAUUGUAAAUCCAGAUAAAAAUCAACUUCAACCUCUCCGAUUAAUUCCACUUGAAGAAAUACGAAAGCAUCGUUUGAGUGAAAAUCAAUUGCGUCUAAUUGAUAAUGGUCGUUUAUAUAGAAAUUAUGAACGUGGUCAAACAUCACAACGUCUCUAUAUAAAAAAUCUUGAAGUCAAACAUGUUGAUGAACGUCUAUUACAUGCAAUAUAUGAUCGAUAUAAACAGGAUUCUUCUGAAAUUGAGAUAAUUCUUAUGCGUGAAGGUAAAAUGAAAGGUCAAGCAUUUGUAACAUUUCCUAAUGAAGCUAUGGCUUUACAAGCAUUGAAUGAUACAAAUGGUUUUAUUUUACAUGAAAAACCAAUGAUUGUACAAUUUGCUCGAACAGCAAAACCAAAAGAUAUUGUCGUCUAG